ACAAAUAAUAUUAACGGCUUAGUUCACAAGUUCAGUGGAAUCUGAUUAGCUGCCGAUUGAGUAUAAAAGCUAAGCUUCUCUGCAGCUGCUAGCUCAGUUUUGUUUUUUCCUCCGCAUUGUGAAGAUGAAAGCGUGUUUAUUUUUGGUUGGCUUCUUGGCUACUUUGCUGCCUCUUGAUCUCACAAGUGCAGCUGUUUCGAUCGGUGUCUUCAAAAAUGAAGCUCAUCCGGGCAAGUGUUACAUCGAUGAGCAUACAAUCUUGAGUGUUGGGGAAACGGCCACCGCACCGGGCUGUCAACAAAUCUCCUGUGGCGCGAACAGCAUGGCGCAAUUUGCAACUUGUGGUUUGAAGGGCAUCGGCCCACCUUGCAAGUUGGGGGCCUUGAAAUAUCCAGAUGCUGAUUAUCCCAAGUGCUGCAUUAACGUGAUGCACUGCCCGGAUGGCGAUAGCGAAAUUUAAAAACAAUAAAACGUUUCAUUUUAUAGAUCUUA
Scaptodrosophila lebanonensis is the source of this 492-nucleotide messenger RNA. RefSeq lists its product as uncharacterized. Lineage: Eukaryota; Metazoa; Arthropoda; Insecta; Diptera; Drosophilidae. The record is from RefSeq and is a predicted model, not a curated record. The transcript has 3 exons. The coding region runs from base 125 to 460 and encodes 111 amino acids.